AGUGUUCAUCAUCAGUUCUGUUCCAGUGAUGUGAUGUGUGUGAGACUGGUGUUUGGUGACACACACGCGCUCAUCUGGACUCGCUCCAGCGGCUCGUUUGAGUCGAGAUGUGUCAGUAUGGACUGUAGGCGGAACCUGGCGGCGGAUCUAAACGCGUCGUUUGUCGUGAGGGAAACAUCAGUCGCGUUCUCCUGUUUCGGGAGAUCUACAGCAUCUGUGCUCGCGCGUCGCGUCGCUCUGACUGCAGCUCGGCUCCGCCCGCGGCGCGGGGCGUGUCUCUGUGGGCGGGUUCGCGCGCGUUGCUGAUGUGGGGACGCAGGUGACGCGGCGCUCAGCAGCUCCCAUCGGAAGACGCGCAGUAUCGAGACGCGUUGCGCUCUGGCGGAUACUGGACAUUAUUCCAUAGAUUCCAGAGAAAACCGCAGGAAUUUGGGAAGAGGGAAGAAGGAGAGACGGAGACGCAAGGAGAGAAUUCCGAAGGCCAGGAGAAUGCCGGAAUCUGGAGGGCAGUAGAACAUUCCUGCUGUGGUUAUGUGGGAAUAAGGCCGUUUGGAAGAACAUGAAUUGCAGAUAAAGACUCAACCAUGAGCAUCAAUCGUGGUCCACUGGACACCAGAUCACUGCAUCACGCCUGUUCGUCUCAUUUAGAAACAUCGGCCUGAAGGAAAGCUCAAUCACAGUGCUUUGAAAUCUCUUCUUCGAUUGGAAGAGUUUUACAGAAAACCUAAAUCGGGAACCAUUUAUCACUCAUCCACCUCCAGCCUGUGCCUGAUGCACCGACCAAUGGAGAGACUACGGAUAGAGUCUGGAUAAAGAGGAGCAGGGCAAGAAAGAAAGAAAGCAAAAGUGAACAAUUGGCCCGUCUGGCAGAAGGUGCCUGUGCUGAUACGGCAGCGUUGGGAAUUCAGCCGUCUGGACAUCGUUCCCCAUCUCUCAGAGUCAAGAGGAACUCUCAGAGGAGGAGGUUUUUGAGCUCGUAUCAUCAGCGUGGGUGAAAUGAAGUCUCAGUGUUGGUCCACUCUCUGGCCCCUGUGGCCGUUGCUGUUAGCUGGACUCUUUCUGUCAGGAGGGGCCCUGGAGUUUGGCGGCUCUCCCGGCCAGUGGGCGCGUUACGCCCGUUGGGAAGCAGGAUCGAUCGGGGAGCUCAGCUUCAGCCUGAAGACCAACGUGAGCAAGGCGCUGGUUCUGUACCUGGACGACGGCGGGAACUGUGACUUCCUGGAGCUGCUCAUUGGCGGCGGACACCUACAGCUCCGAUUCGCCAUCCACUGCGCCGAACCGGCCACCCUGCAGAUGGAGACCCGUGUCAACGACGACCGCUGGCACAUGGUACUGCUUACCCGAAACUACCGCGAGACCAUGCUGAUGGUGGACGGAGAAACCAAAGUGGCGGAAGUCCGUUCUAAGCGCAAGGAAAUGGCCGUUGUCAGUGACCUUUUCGUAGGGGGCAUUCCGCCGGACGUACGUCUGUCCGCCCUCACGUCCAGCACGGUGAAAUACGAGCCUCCGUUCAUGGGUUUGAUCUCCAAUCUGAAGGUGGGCGAGAUGCCUCCCACUCUUCUCAACAGCAACGGCAUUCAUAACGAUCUGGAGUAUCUGUGCACCAAGCAGAACCCCUGCCUCAAUGGAGGAUACUGCACCGUCCAGUUCGGCGAGGUCCACUGCGACUGCUCUCACACACGCUUCCGAGGAAAAUACUGCAAAGAAGGAACAGAAGAGUACGCUGUGGAAGGUCUGGCGCACCUGACGUUAAACAGCCAAGACCUCUGGCCUGUGACCUCUGACCUCCCGGACGCAGGUGACUCGUCUCAAGCGGGAAAAGAAGAAUCGGUGGCCACCUUCAAGGGAAACGAGUUUUUCUGCUACGAUCUGUCCAUGACGCCCAUCCAGAGCAGCACGGACGAGAUCACGCUGUCUUUCCGAACCCUCCAGCGUAACGGUCUGAUGCUCCACACCGGGAAAUCCGCAGACUACGUCAACCUGUCGCUGAAGAGCGGCGCCGUGUGGCUCGUCAUCAACCUGGGCUCCGGCGCGUUCGAGGCUCUGGUGGAACCCGUCAACGGGAAGUUUAACGACAACGCUUGGCACGAUGUUAAAGUCACGCGAAACCUGCGACAGCACUCAGGCAUUGGACACGCUAUGGUAAACAAACUGCAUUAUAUGGUCACAAUAUCGGUGGAUGGUAUUCUGACCACCACCGGUUACACACAGGAGGAUUACACCAUGCUGGGAUCCGAUGACUUCUUCUAUAUCGGCGGAAGCCCGAACACGGCGGAUCUGCCCGGAUCUCCGGUUAGCAACAACUUCAUGGGCUGCCUGAAAGACGUUGUCUAUAAGAACAAUGACUUCAAGCUUGAGCUGUCCCGUCUGGCCAUCGAGAGAGACCCAAAGAUCAGUCUGCAUGGCGACCUGGUGUUCCGCUGCGAGGACGUGGCGGCCCUCGACCCCGUGACCUUCGAGACGGCCGAGUCCUACAUCGCCCUGCCGCGCUGGGACACCAAGAAGACCAGCUCCAUAUCCUUCGAUUUCCGCACCACCGAGCCCAGCGGACUCCUGCUGUUCAGCCACGGGAAACCGCAGAGCUCGAAGGAGCAGCGGCCGGGACGCGAGAUGAAGACCGAUUAUUUUGCCAUGGAGCUGCUGGACGGGUUUCUGUACCUGCUGAUGGACAUGGGCUCGGGGAGCAUCAAACUCAAGACCAGCAACAAGAAGGUCAACGAUGGCGAAUGGUGCCAUGUGGACUUCCAGAGGGAAGGACGGAGAGGCUCCAUCUCGGUCAACAGCCGCUCGAUUCCCUUCAGCUCCAACGAGGGCAGCGAGAUCCUGGACCUGGACAGCGACAUGUAUCUUGGCGGUUUACCGGAGACGCGGCAGGGCCUGAUCCUCCCGCCCGAGGUCUGGACCGCGCUGCUCAACUACGGCUACGUGGGCUGCGUGCGCGACCUCUUCAUCGAUGGGAAGAGCCGAGACGUGCGGCGUCUUGCCGAGAUCCAGAGCGCGCCGGGCGUCAGCAGCUUCUGCACGCGGGAGCUUCAGAAGAGGUGCAGCAGCGCCCCCUGUGCCAACGGAGGACAGUGCAAGGAGGGCUGGAACCGCUACAUCUGUGACUGCACCGGCACCGGAUAUCUGGGCAGCAACUGUGAGAUUGAGGCGACGGUGUUGAGCUACGACGGCAGCAUGUAUCUGAAGAUCAUCAUGCCCAGCUCCAUGCACACAGAGGCGGAGGACGUGGCCCUGCGCUUCAUGUCCCAGCGGGCGUACGGGCUGCUCAUGGCCACCACCUCCAAAGAGUCGGCCGACACGCUGCGGCUGGAGCUGGACGGAGGACGGGUCAAACUCACCGUCAACCUCGACUGUAUCAGGAUAGACUGUAACCUCAGUAAAGGUCCAGAGAUCCUGACGGCCGGUCAGAAACUCAACGAUAAUGAGUGGCACUCGGUCAAAGUGAUCCGGCGCGGGAGAAACCUGCACCUGUCCGUGGACAACAUCACUGUGGAAGGUCAGAUGACGGGUGACCACACUCGUCUGGAGUUCCACAACAUCGAGACGGGCAUCAUGACGGAGCGCAGAUUCAUCUCCGUCGUGCCCUCAAACUUCAUCGGGCACCUGCAGGGCCUGACGGUCAACGGCGUGCCGUAUGUGGACCAGUGCAAGAACGGCGAUAUCUCGUACUGUGAGCUGAACGCCCGCUUCGGCAUGCGCCACAUCAUCGCCGACCCCGUGACCUUCCGGAAUAAAGGAAGUUACCUGGCGCUGGCGACGCUGCAGGCGUACGCGUCCAUGCACCUGUUCUUCCAGUUCAAGACCACGUCCACGGACGGCCUGCUGCUCUUCAACAGCGGCGACGGCAGCGACUUCAUCGUGGUGGAGCUGGUGAAGGGGUACAUCCACUACGUGUUUGACCUCGGGAACGGGCCGUCUCUCAUGAAGGGAAACUCAGAGAAGCCGCUCAAUGACAAUCAGUGGCACAACGUGGUGGUUUCCCGAGACACCAAUAACGUGCACACGCUGAAGAUCGACUCUCGCACCGUGACGCAGCACUCUAACGGCGCCAGGAACCUGGACCUCAAAGGAGAGCUGUAUAUCGGUGGAGUCGCCAGAAGCAUGUACAACAGCCUGCCGAAGCUGAUCGCGUCCCGGGACGGGUACCAGGGCUGCCUGGCCUCCGUGGACCUGAACGGCCGCUUGCCAGACCUGCUCGCAGACGCCCUCCACAGGGUCGGCCAGGUGGAUCGAGGAUGCGACGGACCCAGCAGCACCUGUACGGAGGACUCGUGUCAUCAUCAGGGGGUGUGUCUGCAGCAGUGGGAGGGCUUCUCCUGCGACUGCACCAUGACGUCCUACGGGGGCUCGUACUGCAGCGAUCCUGGGACUACCUACAUCUUCGGCCGUGGAGGAGCCCUCAUCACGUACACGUGGCCCCCCAAUGACCGGCCGAGUACGCGGGCAGACCGGCUGGCCGUGGGCUUCAGCACUCAGCUGAAGGAAGCCGUCCUGGUGCGGGUGGAGAGCGCCAAGGGUCUCGGGGACUAUCUGGAGCUCCACAUAGAGCGGGGGAAGGUCGGCGUGAUCUUUAACGUGGGGACAGACGACAUCGUCAUCGAUGAGGCCGGCGUGAUGGUCAGCGAUGGGAAGUAUCACGUGGUGCGGUUCACGCGGAGCGGCGGGAACGCAACGCUACAGGUGGACAAUCUGCCCGUGAUCGAGCGCUUCCCGUCAGGGAACUUUGAUAGUGAACGGCUGGCUAUUGCUAGGCAAAGAAUCCCGUAUCGACUCGGUCGGGUAGUUGACGAAUGGCUACUCGACAAAGGUCGGCAGCUGACGAUAUUCAACAGCCAGGCGUUCAUUAAGGUGGGCGGCGGUGAGAAGGGUCGUAACUUCCAGGGUCAGAUCUCGGGUCUGUAUUAUAACGGCCUGCAGGUGCUGAAACUGGCGGCGGAGGGCGACCCCAAUGUGCAGGUGCAGGGAAACCUGCGCCUGGUGGGCGACGUGCCGUCGGUGUUGACGACCGACACCACGUCCACCACGCCGCUCGCAGACAUGUCCACCACCAUCAUGGAGACCACCACCACCAUGGCCACCACCACCACACGCAAGCAGCGCUCGCCCACCAUGAGAGACAGCGUCACGCAGAAUACUGACGAUCUGUUAGUAGCGUCAGCUGAAUGUCCGAGUGAUGAUGAAGAUCUCGAGGAGUGUGAGCCUGGAAACGGAGGUGAACUAGUGUUGCCAAUUAUAACUGUGGAUUCCCUUGACCCCCCAUCAAUUGCGACACGUUACCCUGUUAUUCCCCCGCCCCCGACCUUUCGCCCCUUCCUCACCUUGCUCGAGACCACCAAAGAGUCUCUCGCCCUGCCCGGGCGGCCCCCUUGUCCGCUGGACCAGGAGGACUGCGAAGAGCCCAUGGAGGUCUCGGCCUACGGCUCGGGCGAGAUGACGGAGUCCGACGAUGAGGAUUACUAUAAAAACUCGCCCCUUGUCACUGAUCGGACCGUGCUCCCCCCUCCCCCCGCGGCCGGGAACCCCCGAGGUGACCGGCCCUUCGCCCGUUUGCCCAACUCCCAUCGGCCGCCACUCCCGUUCACCCCCACGGCCCCCCCAGUGUCCCGACUCAAACCUGGCAUCAACAGCGGCCCCAACAUCCCGGCGGGUAAAAUGAACACCCGCGACCAGGUGCUGCUGCCGCCUGCCCAGCCGUCGGGCGACCCUGAACACGGCGGCCGGCAUCGACACAUCCCAGGUAUAACGUAUCCUCCCAAUUUCCCCCAUGUGCCCACUACAGACCCCUCGUCGCCGGACCGAGGGCCCCCGGGAGCGGUGGAGGUGAUCCGCGAGUCCAGUAGCACGACGGGCAUGGUGGUGGGCAUCGUGGCCGCCGCCGCUCUCUGCAUCCUCAUCCUGCUCUACGCCAUGUACAAGUACCGCAACCGCGAUGAAGGCUCCUACCAGGUGGACCAGAGCCGCAACUACAUUAGCAAUUCAGCCACGCAAAGCAACGGUGCCCUGGUGAAAGAGAAGCAGCCCGGCGCAGCCAAGACGGGCACAAAGAGCAAGAAAAACAAAGACAAGGAGUAUUACGUCUGAGCUCGGCCUCCGAAAGGACCAAGGCGGAAGCAGGGGGGAGAAGGAGAGAGAUGGGAUGAGAAACGGAAAGGGAGGUCCGGGUAUUUUUCGGCAGUUUACCGGUCACUUUUAGUGCUCUGACAUCAGUCUUCUUUAUUUUCCUGUCUCGUCUAGCUGUUGGCCUCAUUUCCAGCAAGCGCUAAAGAGUACGAAGGUGUCUAGGGUUUGGAAACAUUCCCUCCCUCAAUUUCCAUUUUUGAUAGCUAAUCCCUAUUAUUAAAAGAAACUCUGCAAACCUUUUGUAUUGAAGAAAAGUGGAUUUUUCCUCACACGUAAUUUGACGCUCUAGUUUGUUCUUUGUAAAUACUACGUGAGUCCUCAAUAUUCAGAUCAUCUCCUAGCCUGAUGUCAAAACACCCGUGUACGCCAGGCUGCUUGGGCAAUCCAUUGUUGCUCCAUCAGAGCAUUGGAUGCGGUUGAGAAUUGUUUGGGAAUGAGAGCAGUUCAAUUGGAACGGCUUGGCAUAGGUGACAUUUCAGGAACAGAUGGUGCCGAAAACGUUUAGCAGUCACACUCCUCCGUAAUACUGCCAAACCAGCUCCGUGUCAAAUCCGUCUCCCUCACUUUCCAAGUGCUUCACGUUUUCAUCCUCUGCUCCCUUCAUCCCUAUCUUUCUCUCUUUCCCCACUCCCUUUCUUGGCUUGUUCUCUCUUUUUCUCCUUGUCCUUGGUGCUCAGGAGCAGAUGCAACGUAAUUCUGUUGUGUUUCCAGCAUGUGGUAUUGAAAAUGAAAAGAGACAAAAACUGUUUCUGUGGAGUCAAACAAAUUAAUAUAUAAAUAUAUAUAUAUAUAUAUCAAACCGUUACAACUAGCGAAACAUCUGUGGAUGAUCCCUUCAGCCGCCAGAACUCUUGGAGGCCCACGGUCACACCACGUUUCAGCAGAUAUUUGUCAUGUGUGUUUGAGGGUUCCACAGGGCUCCGUCCUCGGCCCGCUGAGGAUCUUGGUUUCUACUCUAAGUACCACAUUCAGAACCCGAAACACAACCUCCAACAGCAAACAGACAUAUCCAUAUACAGAUGUUUGAAAAGGCAAAUGGACACAGGAAAGUCUGACACGACUGAUCAAGACCCUUUGACCCACAUCACGUCAACAAACCACAUCAGUGGAAAACAGCUGAGACUUGGAUGCUAGGAUGCUUUUUUGUUUUGUUUUCUAUGUAUGUGUGCGUGCUUUCUUUUUUUAUUUUGUCACGAUGUCAAAGGGAAAAGACAAUAAUGUUCCAGUUAUUGUACAUCCGAGUAGGGAACGUGAACUCUCCUGCGUCUUUGACCACGUUCUCUCAGGAGGAAAGUAGGUAUGAACUUUGUGCAUUUAAGACAACGAAACAAACUCUCUUGAAAGAAGGACGAAAUGGCCUGUUCCUUGGAAGAUGUACAUCUUGAACUCUAGUAUUCUAAUUUUCUCAACUCUAUUAAAAAGAACUAAACUCUACAUUGAAAAUGUUUAAAACAGUUUGUGAAAUGUCUAAAUAUUUGAAUCUCAUCCCAGUGCUAAAAGAGACGUGUUUUUCCUAAUUAUCAUCCCUAAGAAAAAAGAAAAAAAAAAGAAGAAAAGAACGUGCAAUGAAAUGCAAAGAUCAGUGAAUCAGAUUCCAGAAAGCAGAUACUCCUUUGAAUAUUAAACAGCAAAAUGCGAUUUGGUUUACAAGAUAGCGUUUCCUUUACCUGGCGGGAUAGUAUCUCCUUGUUUCCAGGAGACUUUGAUCGUCUAACUCUAUCCUCUGUUUGAAUCAUAUCGCUCGCUUUACCCAGCGUGUGGAGGGCUGUUCAUACUCUAUAUUCACUCAACGAGGACCAGACAUCAUCAUCAUUUGAUUUCACUCUUACAUCUCUGUGUGUUUGCGUGUGUGUUUGCGUGCGCUUGUGUGUCUGUAUGAAUGUUCCCAUUAUUUCUGUUCCUGUUCAGGUUUGUCAGUUGCAUUUCUCCUCAGCUCCCUUGUUCUUUCUAAAUGUUAUUGUAGAGUGUUACAGUGAGAUGAAUCUGCAUACGUGUAUAUUAACAGAAGGGAAUACAAUUGGUUAUAUACUUCUUA
Molecule: messenger RNA, 8158 nt
Organism: Ctenopharyngodon idella (grass carp)
Lineage: Eukaryota; Metazoa; Chordata; Actinopteri; Cypriniformes; Xenocyprididae
Gene: nrxn2b
Product: neurexin 2b
Exons: 24
Coding region: 997-6084 (1695 amino acids)
Source: RefSeq, a predicted model, not a curated record